This is a messenger RNA of Coregonus clupeaformis (lake whitefish), 1625 nucleotides long. RefSeq names its product ena/VASP-like protein. Bases 33 to 1193 code for a protein of 386 amino acids. Gene Ontology annotation, molecular function: profilin binding; SH3 domain binding; actin binding. The transcript has 12 exons. NCBI's taxonomy places the organism in Eukaryota, Metazoa, Chordata, Actinopteri, Salmoniformes, Salmonidae. Gene Ontology annotation, cellular component: cytoskeleton. The record is from RefSeq and is a predicted model, not a curated record. Gene Ontology annotation, biological process: positive regulation of actin filament polymerization; actin polymerization or depolymerization; protein homotetramerization.
AGCAGAGUAUCUGCCAGGCGCGAGCUUCCGUCAUGGUCUAUGAUGACAGCAGUAAGAAGUGGGUUCCCAUCAAGCCAGGCCAGCAGGGCUUCAGCCGCAUCAACAUCUACCACAACACUAGCAACAACACCUUCCGCGUGGUGGGAGUCAAACUACAGGACCAGCAGGUAGAGGUGGUAAUCAACUAUUCCAUAGUGAAGGGGUUGAAGUAUAACCAGGCCACGCCCACCUUCCACCAGUGGCGUGAUGCCCGCCAGGUCUACGGACUCAACUUCGCCAGCAAGGAGGAAGCCACCACCUUCUCCAAUGCCAUGCUGUUCGCUCUCAAUGUCCUCAGCACUCAGGACGGAGGCCCAGCAGUCCAGCGCCAAGUCCAGAAUGGGCCCACUACAGACGAGAUGGAGGUGCAGAGAGCAAGACAGGUUAUGGAGCAGCAGCAGUUGCAGGCACACAUGGAGAGGGAACGACGAUCCUCGAACCCAGGUUCUCCUUUCCAAGGCCAUCCCGGUGUGCUUUCUGUAGCCCCCCCAGCUCCCAUGCCUCCCCCCAUGUCCAUGGGCUGUGGCCCCCCCUCUUUAGGUGGAGGCCCCCCCUCCCUGGGUGCCCCUAUGCCUCCUCCCCCUCCCGGCCCCCCUCCCCCCUCGGCAGGUGCUCCCCCGCCUCCCCUGCCUCCACCGCUGCCCAUGGGUGGAGGGGGACAGGGUGAGGAGGCUCCCGCCCCAACGGGACUCGCCGCCAUGAUCGCUGGAGCCAAACUGCGCCGCGUCAAUAGACCUGAGGACUCUAACUCUUCAGGAUCAGGGACCAAAAACGAAGCCAACCGGACGAGUGGCGGCAGUGGGGGACUGAUGGAGGAGAUGAACGCUCUGCUGGCGCGAAGAAGGAAAGCAGCAUCAGAGAAGCCUGAAGACAACCAAAACGAUGACCCCAAUGGGUCCCCUUCACCCGGCAUCAGGGGUGGACAGAACGCCACAGAUGGCGUGAAGAAGCCGUGGGACAGAGCCAACUCUGCAGAGAGGUCAUCACUGGUAUCAAGGGUACGACCUGUGGGGAGUAGCAGUGACACAGAUGCCUUAGACUUUGACAGAAUGAAGCAGGAAAUCUUGGAAGAAGUUUUUCGUGAAUUGCACAAGGUGAAGGAUGAGAUCAUUGAUGUCAUUAGACAAGAACUGAGCAGAAUCAGCACGACAUAAUCUUUCAUAUGACCCUACCUUUUGGAACCAUCGUCCCCACGGCAAAUACUGCCGUUUUCUGAGGAGGCAAGGAGAGGAUCGAGGCCCGAACUACAACCAUUUAUUUAUUCUACGUUGCUGUGAUGUUGAAGCAACGAGACAAUGUUGCUGUAACACAACAGGAACAUUUUGUUCACGUUACGUUUGGAAGAAUGGGAUGGAUGGAGGACACUCUCGCACUGAUUUUUUCUGUUUCUCUGCUCUUGUUUUUCUCUCUUUUUUUAUUUCUCUAUCUGUCCAUCGGUAACCAAUGUUUGCUGUUUUGUUUCCAGUCUUGAAGGAAACAAUUAUGAAAUUCAAUUAAGUAACAUCUUCUUUUUUUAGGAGUUUUUAUUUAUAAAAAUGUUGGCAUUAUUAUUACUAUCAUUGUCAUUAAUAUUACUAUUAUUUUUA